Molecule: messenger RNA, 998 nt
Organism: Hylaeus volcanicus
Lineage: Eukaryota; Metazoa; Arthropoda; Insecta; Hymenoptera; Colletidae
Gene: eIF3f1
Product: eukaryotic translation initiation factor 3 subunit F
Exons: 5
Coding region: 53-910 (285 amino acids)
Biological process (GO): translational initiation
Cellular component (GO): eukaryotic translation initiation factor 3 complex, eIF3m
Molecular function (GO): metallopeptidase activity; translation initiation factor binding; translation initiation factor activity
Source: RefSeq, a predicted model, not a curated record
UUUCCUACUUUGCGAACAAGUAGAAGUAGACAAGUACAGAGUUUCGUGAAACAUGGCGCUUAACCUCACCGUUAAGGUUCAUCCUGUUGUUCUUUUCCAAAUUGUCGAUGCUUACGAACGUCGAAAAGCCGAGUCGCAUCGCGUUAUCGGCACGCUGUUAGGUACCGUAGAAAAAGGAAUGGUCGAAGUGACAAAUUGUUUUUGCGUGCCACAUAAGGAGUCUGAAAGUCAAGUGGAAGCCGAUUUGACGUACGGAAUUGAUUUGUACGAGUUAAAUCACAGAGUGAACGCGCAAGAAAAUAUUGUUGGAUGGUGGGCAACUGGAAACGAAGUUACCACUCAUUCUUCCGUCAUUCACGAAUAUUAUGUUCGCGAAUGCAAUAAUCCUGUUCAUUUGACCGUCGAUACGACUUUACUGAAUACUACUAGAAUGGCAAUUAAAGCUUAUGUAUGUGUGUCAUUGGGAGUUCCUAAUGGGAAGCAAGGUUCCAUGUUCACCCCGGUCAAAGUACAGGUCACAUCUUACGAGCCAGAAGUUGUCGGACUGCAGCUUUGUUCCAAGACUCAGUUACCGGCGCAUGCUCAAAUAACUGGGGUAAAAACAGGCGGCGGUAUAGAACCGAUGAUGGAUCUCGCGCAAAUAGCGGAAGCCAGCGCCAAACUUUCUAACAUGUUGGAACAAGUGCUCGCAUACGUCGACGACGUGUUAAAUUCGAAACAACCACCCGACAAUCAAGUGGGUCGUGCUCUUUUGGAUAUGGUACAUUCCGUUCCCAAAAUGUCGAGCGAACAAUUCGACGAAAUGUUUAACAGUAACGUGAAAGAUUUACUGAUGGUCGUCGCGCUUUCGCAGUUGAUAAAGACUCAACUUCAGCUCAACGAGAAGCUCACCCUACUGACGACUUUAUAAUACAAAUCUUUUAAUUAAAAAUCUGUAAUAUAAAUUGACAAAUUCUAUGAUACAGUUUCUAUGAAUAAAAAACGUUUUGAAUUUUCAA